AUGGGGGCCGAGAGCGCGAGCCCUCUGAACGGCGGAUGGAAUGGAACCGACCGGAUCGGAGGGAUGGUUGGAACAAGCAUGAUUACAAGUGGAUGCGAAAUGAAUUUGGUAACAGCAGCUGGGAACCCCAUGGGGCACAAAUCUUGGUCCUGCGUUGGUCAAAACAAAGGCCGCAAAGAAGGAGCAGGAAUACCUACUUACAGCAGCAACAGAUUAUGCGUAGGUAAAGGUAAACAGCUUAACCCCCAAACUUCUUGCGACUCAGCUGAGCAGCACAUCGCAAGGAUCCUCAGUGGAUUAUUUCGCUCUGCUAGACAGAAGGUGCUACGUCGUGCUCAGUUGGAUAGCUGUUCGGUGUUCCUCAAGAUCCUCUACUUGAUUCCUGCUUGCUCUCAGGUUUCUCGGCGUGCAUCGCUGUCCUGGGUUGGGUUAUUUCGCUCUGCUAAACAAAAGAUGCCAAGACGCCCUUUCUCCAAUCUCACAAUCAUCGACAACACAGAUCUGACAGAUCUCGACACAAACUCUUUUGCCAAUGCCAUCAUGGUAGCUGCUCCAGACACAGCUUCACUCCCAUGCAAUGCCUAUGAGCUGAGAGAUGCAAUCUACCAGCAUCAUGGAAUCACCAUAGCCCUCGAAAGCAUAUCCUACUAUGGGCCAGGAUUUUUCCUUCGCCUACCCACACCAGCUGCCAAAACCCACCUGCUAACCAACUGUUUCAUAAGCAUCAACAAUAACAACUUCGUAUUCAUGCCAUGGAAACAGCAACACGGUGCCACCUCAGUUCCACUGCAGGAUUUGCUCAGAUCCAAUCCAUUAAAUCUGCACCUCGCUAAGGAUACCCCUACAAACGAACCAUACGAGCGACUCAUCAUCUACAUCUCGGGCAUGCCACCGCACCUAUGCUCCAACUCAGUCCUAUACUGA
This is a messenger RNA of Miscanthus lutarioriparius, 924 nucleotides long. NCBI's taxonomy places the organism in Eukaryota, Viridiplantae, Streptophyta, Magnoliopsida, Poales, Poaceae. The record is from the annotation of a GenBank genome assembly.